CUCUCCACACCUCCCCGCCUCCCACCUCCCACCCCCCCACCUACCCCAUGGCCGAAGAAUACGAAUCAAACAAAGCCGCCUCCGUCGGCGUCUCGGACGACGACCUCCGCGAGUCCCAGAAGCCCUCCUCCUCCGGAAAAUUCUGGCCCAUCUUCGCCACCGGUGCCGGCCUCUUCUCUGACGGCUACCUCAACAACGCUAUUGGCUCUGUCAACACCAUCCUCAAAAUCCUCUACCCCACCCAAUACGCAGACUCCCCCGCCACCAGCAAUGUCUCCUCCAUCGCCUUCGCCGGCACCGUCCUCGGCCAGCUCUCCUUCGGCUACAUCUCCGACCACUACUCCCGCAAACUCGGCAUGCUCGUCUCCACCGGCAUCCUCAUCGUCUUCUCCAUCCUCUGCGCCGGCUCCUGGGGCGCCGGUGGCUCCGUCGGCGGCAUGCUCGCCGCCCUCACCGCCUACCGCUUCUUCAUCGGUGUCGGUAUCGGCGGUGAGUACCCCGCCGGCUCCGUCGCCUGUGCUGAGGCUUCCAACGAAAUCAAGUCCGGCCAGCGUAACCGCAUGUUUGUCUUCUUCACAAACUUCAUGAUCGACUUUGGCUUCGUCGUCUCCGCCUUUGUCCCUCUCGUCCUCCUCUGGAUCUGCUCCGAGAACCACCUCAACACCGUCUGGCGUGUCUCCCUCGGCCUCGGCGCCAUCCCUCCCAUGUCUCUCUUCUGGCUCCGCCUCAAGUUCAAGGAGCCCGAGCAGUUCCGCAAAAACACCAUGCGCAACGCAAAGUCCGUCCCCUACCUGCUCAUCAUCCGCUUCUACUGGUUCAGACUGGUGAUCGUCGCCCUCAUCUGGUUCAUCUACGACUUCUCCGCCUACUCCUUCUCCCUCUACUCCUCCACCAUCCUCAACCACAUCAUCCCCGACGGCUCCCUCUACAAGACCUUUGGCUGGAACGUCGUCCUCAAUCUCUUCUACCUCCCCGGCUCCUUCCUCGGCGCCUUCUCUUCCGACAUCAUCGGCCCUCGCUACACCCUCGCCAUCGGUGUCGCCCUGCAAGCCAUCGUCGGCUUCAUCAUGGCCGGUCUCUACGAGCACCUCCAGCGCCACAUCGCCGGCUUCGUCGUCAUCUACGGUAUCUUUCAGACUCUUGGUGAGUUUGGCCCCGGUGAUUGCAUUGGACUGAUCGCUUCCAAAACCUGUGCUACCCCUGUUCGCGGCCAAUACUACGGCAUCGCCGCCGCCGCCGGAAAGAUCGGUGCCUUCGUCGGCACCUACGUCUUCCCCGUCAUCAUCAAGAACGCCGGCGGCGAGGACACCACAAAGGGCAACCAGGCCCCCUUCUGGGUCUCGUCUUCGCUCUGCGUGUUUUCCGCUUUCCUCGCCAUCUUCCUGCUGCCCAAGAUCUCGCAAGAGUGCAUCUCUGAGGAAGACGACCGUUUCCGCGAGUACCUCUACUCCAAGGGCUGGGAUGUCAGCCAACUUGGCGACCACGACAUGGACAUGGACGAGCUUGUGCCGUCCACCGAUGUCGUCGGCGGCGCCGAGUAUGAGAAGAAGGAAGAUGCUGCAAACUAGUAAGUUCGGAUAUAUAUCGUAGUAAGUUUCUUGUUGGACGUACAUAGAUCUCUUGGUAUUAGCUGACUACAAGAUAUCCAUCUUGCUGUUUCCUCUUUCUUGUCUCUUUAAUUUAAUUUAAUAAUAUGCGUAAUGUAUUGCUUUUCAUAAUCAUUAAUCCU
This is a messenger RNA of Myxozyma melibiosi, 1729 nucleotides long. RefSeq names its product glycerophosphoinositol permease. The transcript has 2 exons. Gene Ontology annotation, molecular function: transmembrane transporter activity. Gene Ontology annotation, biological process: transmembrane transport. The record is from RefSeq and is a predicted model, not a curated record. The coding region runs from base 48 to 1568 and encodes 506 amino acids. Lineage: Eukaryota; Fungi; Ascomycota; Lipomycetes; Lipomycetales; Lipomycetaceae. Gene Ontology annotation, cellular component: membrane.